Jaculus jaculus (lesser Egyptian jerboa) is the source of this 6472-nucleotide messenger RNA. RefSeq names its product jade family PHD finger 2 (gene Jade2). Gene Ontology annotation, cellular component: histone acetyltransferase complex. The transcript is spliced from 14 exons. Gene Ontology annotation, biological process: regulation of transcription by RNA polymerase II. The record is from RefSeq and is a predicted model, not a curated record. Bases 1 to 2715 code for a protein of 904 amino acids. Lineage: Eukaryota; Metazoa; Chordata; Mammalia; Rodentia; Dipodidae.
AUGCGCGCCCCCCGCCCUCCCGCGCCGGCCCCGGGAGCUCCUGGCUUCGGGAGCAUCCUUCCCGCGCCGGCCCCCGCCGCGGCGCGUAGCCGGGGGCAGCGCCCCUCGGGAGGGCACCACGGAGCAAGAGAGCCAGGCCCCCAAGAAAGUCCACCAGCCUUCCUGGCCCAUCUUCCCCUGGGCGGGUUAGGACUCGCAGAGCAAUCUACCAAGCAGAUGGAAGAGAAGAGGCGAAAGUAUUCCAUCAGCAGCGACAACUCGGACACCACAGACAGUCACGCUACAUCUACAUCUGCGUCAAGAUGCUCCAAACUGGCCAGCAGCAGCAAGCCAGGCUGGCCCCGGCAGAACGAAAAGAAGCCUUCGGAGGUUUUCCGGACAGACUUGAUCACGGCCAUGAAGAUCCCGGACUCCUACCAGCUCAGCCCAGAUGACUACUACAUCCUGGCAGACCCGUGGCGACAGGAGUGGGAGAAAGGUGUGCAGGUGCCUGCCGGAGCGGAGGCCAUUCCAGAGCCUGUGGUGAGGGUCCUCCCGCCCCUGGAAGGGCCUCCUCUGCAAGUGUCCCCAAACAGCCCUGCACUUGGCGAGAGCUCCCAGCCCGACUGGUCAGGGGGCAGCCGCUAUGACCUGGAUGAGAUCGACGCCUACUGGCUGGAGCUCCUCAACUCAGAGCUCAAGGAGAUGGAGAGGCCGGAGCUGGACGAGCUGACGUUGGAGCGGGUCCUGGAGGAGCUGGAGACUUUGUGCCACCAGAACAUGGCGCGGGCCAUCGAGACGCAGGAGGGGCUGGGCAUCGAGUAUGACGAGGACGUUGUCUGCGACGUGUGCCGCUCCCCUGAGGGCGAGGACGGCAACGAGAUGGUCUUCUGUGACAAGUGCGACGUCUGCGUGCACCAGGCAUGCUAUGGGAUCCUUAAGGUGCCUACAGGCAGCUGGCUCUGCCGGACAUGUGCCCUGGGAGUCCAGCCCAAGUGCCUGCUCUGCCCCAAGCGAGGAGGAGCCUUGAAGCCCACCAGAAGUGGUACCAAGUGGGUGCAUGUCAGCUGUGCUCUGUGGAUUCCUGAGGUCAGCAUCGGAUGCCCUGAGAAGAUGGAGCCCAUCACCAAGAUCUCACAUAUCCCGGCCAGCCGCUGGGCCCUGUCCUGCAGCCUUUGCAAGGAGUGCACAGGCACCUGCAUCCAGUGUUCCAUGCCUUCCUGCGUCACAGCGUUCCACGUCACGUGCGCCUUUGACCACGGCCUGGAGAUGCGGACUAUAUUAGCGGACAACGACGAGGUCAAGUUCAAGUCUUUCUGCCGGGAGCACAGCGACGGGGGCUCUCGGGGCGAGCCGACGCUGGAGCCCGUGGAGCCCAGCCCGGCUGGUGAGGGCCUGGAGAGGGUCACCCUGCGCAAGCAGCGGCUGCAGCAGCUGGAGGAGGACUUCUACGAGCUGGUGGAGCCAGCGGAGGUGGCCGAGCGGCUGGACCUGGCCGAGGCUCUCGUGGACUUCGUCUACCAGUACUGGAAGCUGAAGAGGAAAGCCAAUGCUAACCAGCCGCUGCUGACGCUCAAGACGGACGAGGUCGACAACCUGGCCCAGCAGGAGCAAGACGUGCUCUACCGCCGCCUGAAGCUCUUCACCCACCUGCGGCAGGACCUGGAGAGGGUUAGGAAUCUGUGCUACAUGGUGACAAGGCGCGAGAGAACGAAACACGCCAUCUGCAAGCUCCAGGAGCAGAUAUUCCACCUGCAGAUGAGACACAUUGAACAGGACCUGGGUCGAGAGCCCUCUGGAAGGAGAGCAAAAGGCAAGAAGACGGACUCAAAGAGGAAAGAUCGAGAUGGCCCCAAGGGCAGCAGCCCAGAGAAGAAAGAGAAGAUGAAGGCUGGGCCCGACUCGGUCCUGGGGCAGCUGGGUCUGUCCACCUCGUUUCCCAUCGACGGCACUUUCUUCAACAGCUGGCUGGCACAGUCUGUGCAGAUCACAGCGGAAGACAUGGCCAUGAGCGAGUGGUCAUUGAACAACGGGCACCGUGAAGACCCUGCGCCGGGGCUGCUGUCCGAAGAACUGCUACAGGAUGAGGAGACGCUGCUCAGCUUCAUGCGGGACCCCUCGCUGAGACCUGGUGACCCCACCAGGAAGGCUCGAGGCCGAACUCGCCUGCCUGUCAAAAAGAAGCCACCGCCACUUCACGAUGGGUCUGGUGCACGGACAGUGGCAGACAAGCCGCCCAAGAAGCCUUGGGGCCACGAUGCAGGCAGUGGCAAGGGCGGGCAAGGGCCACCUACCAGGAAGCCACCCCGGCGGACGUCUUCCCACUUGCCGUCCAGCCCUGCGGCUGGGGACUGUCCAGUCCCAGCGGCCCCAGAAAGCCCCGCAAUGCUGGCCUCCGAGACCCUGGAUGAGACACCCCCAGUGGCUGCUGAAUCGAAUGUCCAAGUGCCUGGCCCGACCAUGAGCCCCAAGCCCUGGGGCAGGCUCCGGUCACCCCGUGAGAGCAAAGUCACCCGGAGAUCGCCGGGCGCCAGGCCCGAUGCUGGGACAGGCCCGCCGUCUGCUGUAGUCGAACGGCCGAAGGUCAGCCUGCAUUUUGACACCGAGGCCGAUGGCUACUUCUCUGAUGGGGAGAUGAGCGACUCGGAUAUAGAGACGGGGGACAGCAGGAUGCAGCGGGGUUCCAGGGAAGCAGGGGCGGAGGAGGUGGUUCGCAUGGGGGUACUAGCCUCCUAACUCACUCUACCCUGUCCCAGGCCCUACCCUGGUCCCCUACAAGGCCUCAGCCCAGUCACAACUGCCAUUUCCUACUGCUGAGUGUCCAGACCCACCACUCUGUGGUUUUAUUUUUAAUAUAGAGAGAGUUCCGAAUUCCACACUGUUGUCUUUCCUCUGUGCUGGCCUAGGACAUUAGGGUUCCCUCCAUGGCUCUGGCCACGGGGACCGUGCCAGGCCCUAUGUACCACCCCUGUUCAGGCCCAUUUGGCAUUGCUGGGCUUCUGGCUAGAUGUAGAAAGGUGAAGAAGAGCUCAGGACUCCUGCCCGCUGCCUCUGGGUGACACAAACUGUCAUUUGGGCAUUAUUUUAUGGCAGAUGGGCCAUUCCGGGGCCUGCCCCACCUUGCCCCCAGAAGACACUGGGGUCCGUUGUGGGGGGCUUCCUGCUGCACUCCACUGAUCCCCCAAGAAGCAUCACAAGUGGUAACCCAGCCAGAGUCUACUCACUGUCACAAGCACAACGAGUCUAUAUGAGAAAGCACUGAGGGUACCAGGGGCCCCCUGGCUCCUGACUGACCCAUGUCAGCUGAGUGAGGCCUGCCUUCCCACCUGCCACCCCCCUCCCUUGCUGCUCCGCCCUUGCCAGUGCCCAGCGGCAUGGGAAGGGGUUCCCAGAAUCCUUCCUGAGCUGUGCCAUUUACUCAGGGGACUCCCCGUCAGCCAGCUACCAGUUCAGGUGGCAGGCUUCAAGGGAGGGCCAGUGCCCAGCUUGGGGCGUGGGGCUCAGCGCAGCCCACUGCAGAGAAUCACUCUGGGGCUCCAACUUCCUUCCCUCCUUUGGGGCCAGUCUCAGCCGAAGUCUUGCUCGCUCCAACCCGAGCUGACCAGGCCAGACCCAUUGCCUUCUCAAGUUUCCUAGUCCUGCUAAGAGACGGGUCUCCUUCCGGAGACGCCCGCGUCCUUUCUACAAGCAGUGGGAUCCCGGGGCGCCCGGUGGGCCAGUAUCGGUCCACCGGGGCUAGUUGAAGUCUGCUGGAUGUUCCUCUCUCUGUCCCUUAACACCUUACUUCCCUUUUCCUUCCUCACACCUUCCCCACCUCCCCAGCCCCCAGGUAGUUCUGAAGAAUUUUAGUGGAGUGGCCCCAGGGUGAUAGCUCAGGGAACAAACAAAAAGGGAUUCCGUGAAAACAUUUUUCUUUUGUGAAUUACUCCUGGGUCACUUCCACCACUGGUAAAGCCAGAACUUCUCCAACCAGAACCUUGCAAAAGUCCAGUGAACCAGUCGAAUCAUUCUAUGAAUGCCAAAGAAUCCUUUGACCAUAACAGCACAGCCCAGGACGGACGCCUUGUCACUUGGACUUCUUUUUAAAUGGAGUUCCUUAGCAACAGAAUUCAGAAACCCAGUCGUGGCGCACAGCAACAGGGCAGGCCUCGGGCCUCGAAGACGACAUUGCUGCUGCUGUUGGAUUUCAGACCCUGAGCCGGGCCGCUGUGACUAAUCCUAAACCCUGAGACCCCCGGGGAAAGCCUGACUGUGAAACCAGCGUGGAAACCGUCUUGACCGUGUGGUCCCCCGCCCCCACGCAAAUACACAAAGAGCAAAUACACGGGAUGGGGAGCGGCCUGACCCUCACCCACCUCCACUCCAAAGCUAUCAAGGUACGACAGUGGCAUUGUCACCGACAUGUGAUUUCAUAUGUUUUAGCAAAACCGGAAACAAAGAUAAUGACUUCAGAGGAUCAGACAAACGUGUCUGAUCUGAACGGACUCUGAGGGAGAAGGGUGGGCUCCAAGAAUCCUGGGAUGGGAUCAGCUACGAUGUAGACUUAGUCUGCCUGCCUGCCUUGGUAGUUGGGGCACAGCGCGGUGUCUCCAUCGGCAUCCCCACCCCGGUCUCUGUUUACUGCCUUUGAACAGACCUCCCUUCCCCACGCUUCGGGUCACUUUGGGUCCCAUUCUCGUCUGCUGAAUUGUGUGGCCUGACCCUGCAGUUAGCAGAGGGGAUAAGAGAGCUUAAAGAACAACCGAAAGGCCAGGGCAGGGCCAGGACAGCAUGCACAGGGCCCAGCAGCCUCGGCAUUCGCCCUGACCCUGCGCUCCACCCUGGAGCAUGGCUGGGCUCUGUGGGUCGGGAUGAGGUGGCGAGUGUAGAGAAUCUGGCCUUUUGCCUGGGAAUUUUGGAGCAAUACUGUCAGGGCCUUUAGACUGGCCAGGCAGAUGGGCACCUGGAAUGUUUCAGAAAGCCUCUGCUUUCACUGGCCCGUGAUUGGGCGCCUCGUAACGGUUGGCUUCUGCUCCGAGCUGUCCGCUGGGCCUUUGUGCUGCAAAGCCCGGGUGUCUAUCAGAUGUCCCCCGCCCUCCCCCAGGCUAGGCUCCAAGGCAGUCUUCAUCAGGCAGCUGUCUCCACUUACAGGAUGUCCACCAGGCAGCAAGGAGGACAAGGAUGCAGUCUCUCCUCCCUCCCUGUAGCAGACAGCCUCCAGAUCGUCCCGUUAGCCACGGCCCCUGCACCCCUCCCAGACCACUACCCACGGUGUAGAGGGCUUUGCUGCCCCCACAACCAAGGCACCUUUUCCAGACCAGAGGUAGACCUCAGUAUUGCCCACCUCUGCCGCCCCUCCCGAGAGGCAGAAACUGCUCUGUAACUCAUGCUGGCUACUUUCCCAUCCCACCAGUCUUGGCUGCCUUCCACCUCAUUCUCAUCACACGACACAAGGAUAAUGUGCAAGGAAAGUAUUUUUAUGUAUCAUAGAUGUAUUUUGAGACAAACCAGGAGAAGAAAGGUAGACUGCUCAUUUAUGUUAUUAAGUGAGCUCGGACUUUGUGACGGUUAAGCACGAGAGUAUUCGGAAUGUAAAGGCCUCAGGUUCCUUGGAGACGCCGCCGGGGUUUCCAGGCACAGGCGUUGGGGUCUGUGCACGCAGGUGUGCACCAGAGCAUGUCUUGUGUCCGUGGGCGUGCACAGACACCCUACUGCAAGGCCUGCUCAGGUAGUGCCUAGAGAUCCAAACGCCCAGUUCCAGAGCGGCACUGGCCCCAGCUGGACUUGGCAAUUCCUUAUUCUUUGCUAGAUGUGGCCACCCUGUGCCCACCCAUGCCUGAAGCUCUGCCCAACAGUCUGGAUCCCUGUAGUGAGGCUCUGGAGGGGGAGGAGGAGGCUCCUCUUCGGUGCCCUCGGCCCUGUCGGCCACAUUGGCUGAAGAGCCAGGGUUGACUCUGGGACCUUUGGUUGUUCUUUAAGGCACUUCCUGCCGCCUUCCCUCUAGAUGCACACUUUGUGCUUCAAAUCACUGGAGGGUGGUGGUAGGGAGGUGAUAUGAAUGUCACAGGAGGAGACACCUUCUGUCUUUGUUUCAAAGAAAGUGAUGUGCCAUUUGUUAAUAUACAAGAGAAAUAUUGAAAAUAUAUUGAAAAGAGCAAUUUUAAAUUAUUUUUGGCUUAUGUUGCAAUAUUUAUUUUCUUGUAUUAGAAAAGAUUCCUUUGUAGAGAAAAAUGUAUUUUUCAUUACCGCAAAGACCUAUUUCUCCUUUUUGUACAUCGUCCAUGUUCGCGACCCUUGAUGAGCAAUAGAAUGUACGGUCACCCCCACGUGGCCAGUGCCCGCCCGCCGUGCCCUGCAUGACCCUGUGCUGCCUCUGCUGCUGCUCCCAGCCCCACCUGUCCUGCUCACUCAGGGGGGCUUCUGGACCCCGGGCCCCGCCAGGGCCUGGGUUUAGGGAGCUCCCUGCACUCCUCGUGUGCUGGCAAACGCAGUUAAUAAAGCAAUGUUUUCUGUG